CAUAAUGGCAGGCGAAGAAAUUAAUGAAGACUAUCCAGUAGAAAUUCAUGAAUAUUUAUCAACAUUUGAGAAUUCCAUUGGUGCUGUGGAUAAGAUGCUGAAGACCAUGAUGUCUGUUUCUAGAAAUGAGUUGUUGCAGAAGUUGGACCCACUUGAACAAGCAAAAGUGGAUUUAGUUUCUGCUUACACAUUGAAUUCAAUGUUUUGGGUUUAUUUGGCAACACAGGGAGUUAAUCCUAAGGAACAUCCAGUAAAGCAGGAAUUGGAGAGAAUCAGAGUAUACAUGAACAGAGUCAAGGAAAUAACAGACAAGAAAAAGGCUGGCAAGCUAGACAGGGCUGCGGCUUCAAGAUUUGUAAAAAAUGCCCUAUGGGAACCAAAACCUAAAAAUGCAUCCAAAAUUGCCAAUAAAGGAAAAAGUAAAAGUUAA
Molecule: messenger RNA, 430 nt
Organism: Globicephala melas (long-finned pilot whale)
Lineage: Eukaryota; Metazoa; Chordata; Mammalia; Artiodactyla; Delphinidae
Product: nuclear nucleic acid-binding protein C1D
Biological process (GO): maturation of 5.8S rRNA; regulation of gene expression
Cellular component (GO): nucleolus; exosome (RNase complex)
Molecular function (GO): RNA binding; DNA binding
Source: RefSeq, a predicted model, not a curated record